AUGAGCUGUGUUCAGGCCCAAAUUUUAGAAAGGAAUAAUAACUCAAAGCAAAUGGAUGAAGAACUGAAUGAUUCUGAUAUAUCCUUGGAUGAUUCGAUACAUUCGGGUGAAAACGACGAGCUAGUAAAUUUACUAGAUGUUCCAUACACCAGUACUGAAUCACGUGAAGAGGAAUCACUGGAAUAUGAGAUAUUACAUCCCAAUCAAUUGUCACAGUUAAUGUCUGACAUCAUUAAAGAAGUGGAACAAAUAAUUCAAGUUGCUCCAACAUAUCUGCGAUUAUUACUUGCUCACUUCAAAUGGGAUAAAGACGCACUGAUGGAAUUUUAUUUUGAACAUGGAAAAGCGCAUACAUAUGCUCAGGCAUCCAUUGUAGAUCCUAUGGAGAUUCCGGAGACAACUAUUGUUAUGGGACCAAGUAAUUUGUACGAAAAUAAAACUGAAGCUCUUUGUGAUAUAUGCUAUCUUCCAAUAUCUCCAAGUCAAAUGUAUGGAUUAUCCUGUGCUCAUUACUUUUGUAUGAAUUGUUGGCAGCGAUAUCUGAAAAUAAAGAUAAUGGAAGAAAGUCAAAUUGAUCGAAUUUAUUGCCCUUCAACAAGUUGUCGAGUACUUGUUGAAGACGAGGUUGUGUUUCAAAUGAUUACCGAUCAAAAUGUACGCAAGCAUUUUCAGAAACUGAUAUGUAAUAGCUUUGUUUGUCAUAACCGUGCACUAACUUGGUGCCCUGGUGUUAACUGUGGACAUGCUGUUCGUUGUUUUGGUCCACGUGAACCAAAUCAGAUCACAUGUACAAACUGUGCUGAGUGUUUUUGUUUUGCCUGUGGUCAACCGUGGCAUGAUCCAGUUCGUUGUGAACAGUUAAAAACAUGGAUUAAAAAACUUGAAAAUGAUAGUGGUACACUUGGUUGGAUUGCAGCUAACACAAAGGAGUGUCCAAAAUGUCAUGCUACUAUAGAAAAAAAUGGUGGAUGCAAUCAUAUGACCUGUCGAAACGUAGAUUGCAAACAUGAGUUUUGUUGGAUGUGUUUAGAUCGCUGGGAACCACACGAACAAUCAUUCAUUAUAUUUGAAAGUAAUCAAAGUGAUUUGGAACAGUCGACGGAACAAUUGUCAGAAUACUUAGAUCGAGAUCUUUCCAAUAUUAAUUUGAAUGAAUUGAAACAGAAAAUGCAGGAUAAAGCCAGAUAUUGUGAAAGUCGUCGAAAUGUCCUACUAGAUCAUGUACAUGAAGGUUACGAUAAGGGAUUCUGGGAGCAAUCUGACAUUUGUUGA
Messenger RNA from Heterobilharzia americana, 1272 nucleotides. Lineage: Eukaryota; Metazoa; Platyhelminthes; Trematoda; Strigeidida; Schistosomatidae. The record is from the annotation of a GenBank genome assembly.